AGCACCCCCAAAUUGUUUUCUAGAUGCUGGCUUUAUUUUCAUUGAGGCAGAUAAAAAAGUCAACUGCUGCCCAUAGACAUCUCCAACUUGAUGCCUUUAUCAUCAUCAUCUUCAACUGUCAUGAUUAUAAUUUGAUGAUUUUAUUUAUGAUGAAUAUGAAUUAUGAAGCCAUAGCCUACAAGCCUAAAAUAAAUGAACGCAACAACUAACUCUGAAAAUUGAGGCGAGUGUUUUUUGACCGUCUUUUUUCAAGUAGCUUUCAUGUGACUGUGAAAGUUGAUGCUUGAACAAAACAAAAGAAGAAGAGAUAAAGUGACUGAUUUAGAAGAAGAUUUCAAAGUCCAAAGAAAGAGACAGACACACAGAGAGCAGAAGGAAGAAAAUUCAACACUUUCAGAAAGCUGUUUUAUUUUUAUUUUCUUUUUUGGGUAGAAUAAUGUUUUCAACCCUACCACUCCUACUACUAAUGCUCCUUAGAGUUAAACAAUGUUAAAGUUGAAUUAGAUUUGAUAUUCUUCGAUCUUGUAGUUUUAGCUUUCAGUUCCAACUGAUUUGGUAUCAUGAAGGGUGUUCUAAUUUCCAUCAACUUUAUCUUUUGUUGCUUCUUACUGUUUUUGGAUUCAUCAACUUCACUUCCUUUAUGCGUUGACUCAAGUGCACCUUUCAUCCUCAAUAGCACACUUGAAUUUUGUCCUUACAAUGGAAGCACUUGCUGCAACUCCACAGAAGAUGCACAAAUUCAGAAACAAUUCCAGCUUAUGAACAUCUCUGAUACUACCUGUGCCUCAGCUCUGAAAUCGAUACUUUGUGCGAGGUGUGAUCCGUAUUCGGCCGAGCUGUUUACAGUUCAAUCGACGCCCCGGUCAGUUCCCUUGCUCUGCAAUUCCACCAUUGCAUCCAAUUCCUCCCAGUCAAAGGCAGUAGCAGUGGAAGACUUCUGCUCUCAAGUCUGGGAAUCAUGUCAAUCUGUGUCAAUAAAGAACUCGCCAUUUUCGCCUUCAUUACAAGGCCAAGCAGGGAGAACACCAUCUAAAAGCAAUCCAAGCAAACUCACAGAUCAAUGGCAGUCGAAAACAGAUUUUUGUACUGCAUUUGGUGGAUCCUCCACUAGUGAAUCUGUAUGCUUUGAAGGAGAACCUGUUGCAUUAAAGAACACUGACUCAGAAGCUCCUAUUAAUCCUCCACAUGGCUUGUGCCUGGAAAAAAUUGGCAAUGGAUCCUAUCUCAACAUGGUUGCUCAUCCAGAUGGCACGAACCGUGCAUUCUUCUCGAAUCAGAAGGGACAAGUUUGGUUAGCAACUAUUCCAUUCCAUCCGAAAUUCGCAGAAAAUGGCCGGUUCUUCGCCUCAUUCACCUGUGACAAAGAUAAGUGGUCUGGUUGUAAUGGAAUAUGUUCUUGUAACUCAAAUGUUAAUUGUGAUCCUUCAAAGAUAGGCACAGGUAGUAGUGGUGUACAACCCUGCCAAUACCAAGCUGUUGUUGCUGAAUAUACUGCUAAUGGUACCGCGUCUCAGCCUUCAUCGGCUGUAAGUGCUAAACCAACAGAGGUGAGAAGGAUAUUUACCAUGGGGUUGCCUUCUAAUACUGAGAAUGGAGGUCAGAUUCUCUUUGGACCUGAUGAUGGGUACUUGUACUUCAUGAUGGGAGAUGGUUCAGGCACUGGUGAUCCAUACAACUUUGCUCAAAACAAGAAAUCAUUGCUUGGAAAGAUUAUGAGGCUUGAUAUAGACAACAUCCCAAGUGCAGCAGAAAUUAGCAAACAAGGUCUUUGGGGUAGCUAUUCCAUUCCUAAGGACAAUCCAUUCAGCCAAGACAAUGGUUCACAGGCUGAAAUAUGGGCCUUGGGAUUAAAAACUCCAUGGCGAUGCAGUUUUGAUUCAGAAAGACCUUCCUACUUUUUCUGUGGAGAUGCUGGACAGGAUCUUUAUGAGGAAGUGGAUCUCAUCACAAAAGGUGGAAACUAUGGCUGGCGUGUUUAUGAGGGUCCCUAUCCAUUCACCCCUAACGAAUCACCUGGAGGAAAUACCUCCAAAGACUCCAUAAAUCCAAUUAUGCCAAUACUUGGAUACAACCAUUCGGAGGUUAACAAGAAUGAAGGGUCAGCAUGCAUCAUUGGGGGUUAUAUGUAUCGAUCUAACACUGAUCCUUGCAUGUAUGGAAGGUACCUGUAUGCUGAUCUAUAUUCAGUUGCAGUGUGGGAAGCAACAGAAGAUCCUGUAAACAGUGGAAACUUCAGCAAAAGCAGAAUCCCCUUCAGCUGUUCACAUGAUUCUCCUAUCAAAUGUGAUCCUGAGCCUGGAACCUCCCUCCCAGCGAUAGGCUACAUCUACUCAUUUGGAGAGGACAACAACAAAGACGUGUAUAUCCUUACAAGCAAAGGCGUCUACAGAGUUGUUCGUCCGAGUCGCUGCAGCUACACUUGCUCUCAGGAAAAGGCAACAACAGAGGCUCCUUCUCCUUCUACUUCUCCAUCUCAUGCAUGCCGUAACUUCUCUAUAUACCAGUUUCUGCAGAUUUCAUUUUUCUUGUUGCUUUUGAUAUGUUUUGUGUAGUGUGAUCCUGUUUCUUGGGCAUGAAGAAACAUAGAAAGCAUAUUCACUUGAUGUAAUGUUAUGUGUUCAUGGUAAUGUGAACAGAAGUGAUUUCUCCCUUUGAAAAUCAAAUAAGAACGUAACAUUAAUACUGCUUUACACUAACAA
Arachis duranensis is the source of this 2699-nucleotide messenger RNA. RefSeq names its product HIPL1 protein. The record is from RefSeq and is a predicted model, not a curated record. Lineage: Eukaryota; Viridiplantae; Streptophyta; Magnoliopsida; Fabales; Fabaceae.